Molecule: messenger RNA, 3238 nt
Organism: Oppia nitens
Lineage: Eukaryota; Metazoa; Arthropoda; Arachnida; Sarcoptiformes; Oppiidae
Gene: Prp4k
Product: serine/threonine-protein kinase PRP4 homolog
Exons: 7
Coding region: 15-2774 (919 amino acids)
Biological process (GO): peptidyl-serine phosphorylation; mRNA cis splicing, via spliceosome; peptidyl-threonine phosphorylation
Molecular function (GO): ATP binding; protein serine/threonine kinase activity
Source: RefSeq, a predicted model, not a curated record
UACGUUGUUUAUGAAUGAUGUCAAACAAAUUGUCAGUUUUCGAGUGUUUUGUUUUGUCGACAAAAAUGUCGGACAAAAGGUAUGACACUUCAGGUGACAGAAGUGAUGACAAACACGAAGAUUACCACCAAUUGAGACACAGUGAUGAACAAUUGACCGCCGAAGACAAGUUGGUGACUAUGGACGUGAAUGUCGGUCACAAUAGUGGUAAUCACAAGAAGUCACACAAAAGUAAACAUAAGAAACAUAAAAAAGAUGAAUCCAGUCAUCAAAACAAACAUUCAAAACAUUCAAAGAAAUCGAAAAAAGAUAAAAAAGACAAAGAAAAGGAUAAGAAAGAUAUGGACCCAUUGGUGGCCAAAGAGGACGAAGAAUUACGUGAACUAAUUAAACAAAAGAAAAUAUUAGAAGAAAAGCUUAGACAAGAGGAACUAAAACAAGACAUUUGUGUCGACGAUUCAAAGUCUAGUCAUUUGAAGACCAGAAACGAUGAAGAAAAUGAUACAAAUGGUCAGCGAAUGAAUGGUUUUAAUAAAGAGUCAAAAUUAAAGGACAAGAAAUUAAAUGAAUCGAAAGUCACUAAAGAAAUACCUCUUUUGGAAAUAAGUGAAAGAAAAAGAAAAUCAACGACUGAUUUGAGUAAAAGUGAUAAACACUUGAAAAAUGAUGAAAAAUCUUUGAAAACAGAAAAUAAAACGAAAAUUGUUUCAAAAGAAAUUUUGAAAACGAAAGACAGUCGAAGUGAUAGAGAAACCACUAAUAAUAGCUUUAGAGAGAAAUCUACUCUUAAAUCUAAAUCAAGUGAUAAUCUAAACCUCAAUGAAAAUAAAAGACAUUCCGUUGAUAGACAUCAUAGUAGAAGAAGCAGAAGUCGUUCUUAUGAACGACAGAGGCGGCAGACUCCAGAUAAAUGUGACAGAAAUAGAUUUGAUAGAAUCAAUCGAUUUGAUAGAUCUCAUGAAGAUAAAGAUGGUAACAGAAAUAGAAGACACCAUAAUAGUAGAAAAACUCGAUCACCACUUAAUCACGACAGAGAUAGAGAUAAAGAGAGAGAACGCGAUAGGGAUAGACUGCUUAGAGAUAGGGAUCGAAAUUUAAGACGAAGUCGCGAUCGAGACAGAGAACGGGAUGAACGCAUAAGAAGUAGAGAUCGAGAAAGAGAUCGCGAAAGAGAGAGAGAUCGUCACCAAAGAGGUUACGAUAGAAAUGUAAAAAAGUCCGGUUCAAGACAUUAUGACAAAUAUACAAACGAGUCAUUUGGAGACAAAACCAAUGAUGACUCGACUUCUGAUGAAUCAAAUAAUUUGUAUGACGUAGACAUUAAUGAAGAUGAAAAUGAAGAGCAAGAGAUUGAAAGACGAAGAAAACAAAGGCAAGAGUUAUUGCAGAAAUUGGGCUCAUCUUUAGGUAAAUCAAAUGAAUUUAAUGAAACAUCAAAUUCAGGUUUUUCUUCGUAUCAAAACUCGCCGACAAAAGAAGAGACGGACACUUCAGACAAACUUUCUCUAAGUAUUGCUGACGAAGACUCACGACUUGAAGCCUUCGACGAGAUAUCAAAACAUAAAGAAUUAGAAGAACAGUUGCAAAAUGAUACUGAUUUGGAUCCGUCAAGUGAUGUUAAAGUGGAACCUAAAAGAAAACAGGUCGACAUGUUUGCUGAUUUAGAUGUCUAUUGUGAUGAUUAUAAUUCUCCGUCCGAACAAAACCACUUCAAAACAUCUGGUGUCGACAAUCCGUCCCUCAAUGACAACUGGGAUGACGCCGAAGGAUAUUAUCGUAUAAGAAUUGGUGAAAUACUUGACGGCCGAUAUUCAGUAUAUGGUUAUACAGGUCAGGGAGUGUUUAGUAAUGUAGUUCGCGCUCGAGAUAAGGCUCGUUCACAACAAGACGUUGCCGUUAAGAUCAUUAGGAAUAAUGAUAUAAUGCAUAAAACUGGUCUCAAAGAGUUGGAAUUUCUGAAAAAAUUGAAUGACACGGAUCCGGAUGACAAAUAUCAUUGUUUACGUUUGUUUAGACAUUUUUACCAUAAAAAUCAUUUGUGUUUAGUCUUUGAGUCUCUUUCUAUGAAUUUGCGCGAAAUUCUCAAAAAGUAUGGAAAGGAUGUCGGACUGCAUAUAAAAGCUGUUCGUUCAUAUAGUCAUCAGUUAUUUAUGGCUUUAAAAUUAUUAAAAAGAUGUAAUAUUUUGCACGCAGACAUCAAACCCGAUAAUAUUUUGGUAAAUGAAAAUAAAUUAAGUUUAAAAUUAUGCGAUUUUGGUUCGGCCUCUGAUGCUAAUGACUGUGACAUAACUCCAUAUUUAGUGAGCCGUUUCUAUAGAGCACCUGAAUUAAUAUUGGGACAGCCAUAUGACUUUAGUAUCGAUUUGUGGUCUGUGGGCUGUACUUUGUAUGAGUUAUAUUGUGGAAAAAUUAUGUUUUCCGGUAAAUCAAAUAAUCAAAUGCUUAAAUUUUUUAUGGACCUCAAGGGAAGAAUGAAUAACAAAUUUGUGAGAAGAGGACGCUUUAAGGACCAACACUUCGACCAUAACUGUAAUUUCCUCUAUCAAGAGGUCGACAAAGUCACUGAAAAAGAGAAAAUUGUCGUUAUAUCAAACAUACAGCCAAUUCGCGAUUUAAAUACCGAAUUAAUGGCCGGUCAGACAUUGAAUGAUACAGAGCUCAGAAAGGUUACACAAUUGAAAGAUUUGUUAGAAAAGAUCCUUAUGUUAGAUCCGAGCAAACGUUUGUCUAUAACACAAGCACUCACUCAUCCAUUUAUUACCGAUAAGAUGUGAUAACAGAAUUUAAUUGAAACAUAAGAAACAUAAUUCUGUUGUUUUCAUCUGACUAUUGAAUAAGUUUUGUGGACUUUAAAGACGUGUUUUGAAUCCAAAAAAAAAGUUAUUUGAAACCUAGAGUUUGUUAUUAUAUUGAUUGUACUAUUAAUCGUUUAAAACUAUAUAUUUAUUGUACAGACAACUAAAGCAAUUAAUUUUGUAAAUAAAUUAUCGUUCAUUUCAUUGCGCUAUUUGUUAGGUUUUGUCUGACAAUCAUGUAAUGGACUAUCGAUUAUGUCAACAAAAAUACAAAUGAUUUGUAUUUUUAAUGAAUGAUUGAUUGAUUGUAAUGAUGCUGUUGUGAUGUAAUCAAGAACUUAUAAGAAAGUGGUAAUAAUUGAUUCAAAUUAACCCCAUUUGAGAAUAUAUUUAUUUAAUAAUAAAAGCCAAUUAAAUAAAUUUUAUUUUGAUCCCCAUUAUAA